GGAUCGUAUCACUUCGGCCUUCUUCUCCCAUCUUUCUCCGACACACCCAUCCCUGUCCCUCUCCCAAGCGUCAGCUGUACAUGGCAGACGGAGCAGGGUCUUCGGCAGGUAGCAGCGAUGCCCUAGGUCUGCUCAGUGCUGCAUUGAAUGCUGCCGACUCUACCGCGGAAGCACACAACCUCCGACUUUUGUACGACCUCUUCCGACAGCAGCCAGGCAAUCUGCCAAUCUUGCUGCCCAGCCUUGUGUCCCUCGUGCCAAGAUCAAGUCCUACUGUCAAGAGAUGGGUAGCAGAUGUCCUUGAUCUAGCCUUCUGCCGGCCUACGCUCAGCUCGGAAGGUCGAAGUGCUUUAUCCGUACACACUCCCGAUGCGUUGCUGGUCUUUCUUCGCGAUCCCCAACAACAAGAGGCUAAGAUCGCCAUACAAGUCUUCGCUUCCGUAUAUGCAUUUCUGUUCAGGCACUGCUGCAAUGACCCGUCCUCGCUGCGCGUCUGGCAGUCCAUCGAGCAGAUCAAAGAUGCGAUCUCGCAGCUAUUCGAAAGUGGACAUACCGGCAUUCGCGUUGCUUCGAUCAAAGCUUUUCAAAAGAUAAUACAGGUGCAAUCCAAAGGUGGCAACCCGACAAGCAAGAACGACUACAACCUGAGGAUUGUCCCGCCCGGGCAUCGCUUUCUCAACGUACCUGCCCUAGAGGCUGAGGCUAACAGGCUGCUCACGCAGGUAGUGACGUUGGCAUUCACUAGCAACAAUGUCGAUGUGGUCAUGGCGUGCUUCAAUACCCUAUACGUCUUUCCCAAGCAAGGCCGAGGCUUUACUCAGAUCAUCUUGGAAGCUUUUACUAGCUGGACGCCAGCAGCUCUAGCUGGGCAAUCUCAUGUUCAGAUUCGCAAUGUAGAGAAAACGUUGAGACUGGUCCUCAUACACUACCAUAGGAUGGGCAUGGCAGAGCAUGCCUUGAGAAUUCGAGGCGCUCUAGAAGCGCAGGGUGCUCGAAUGGAAGCGGCUGCCGACGCCGAAGACGAGAGAAGAGCGGCAGAGGCGAAGCGUAAGAGGGAUAAUCUGGACGAAGAAAUCUCACAGGCUGACAAGCGCCAGAGAGUGCGGGAAGCUCCACAGGAUCCGGCCGCGAUAGACAUCUAUUCGACGUCAGCUGCUGUCGCUGGACCCUCAAGCGUGCCAGAUCAGAGCAAACCACCAUCUCUGAGUGGCAUUGAAGGGGCUCAAGCCUUUGUCAAGGCAGCUACAACUGUCGCCGGACCGAAUGCUUUGGCUGCUUUCGAUGUCAAAUCUCUUCCCCUGCUCUUGGUGGUCGAACUGAUUCUGGCGAACCUGCAAGCCGCUCCUGACGAAGAACUCCACAGAACCAUUGAGAGCACAAGGCAACAGCUCAACCAAGAUACAUCAUCUGGUACAGCACCGCCACCGCCAGCUUCGGUACCCACUGCCAAGCCUGCCCCUCCACCACAGGGCCAGGAUGCUAAAGAUGUGGAAGUCGUACAAGCACCAAGAAACCCGCUCAAAGAAGACAUAGAGGACGAAGAUCUGCGUAGGCUGGCAAAGACAGGCGACGCCUCUACGGAGCAUGCGCGGGAAGGGGCGCUAGCCGAUGCUGAUGGCGAAGACAUUCAUGAUGCCCUGGCUGGACUUGAAGAUUUCCAAUUGGCGCCGCCUGAGCCUUUCAGUCAGACCGAGGCUCGCGCGCUGAUAAAAGAGUCAGUUGCAAGGAUGUGCGACAUGGGUGCUCAAGCUGCAGCUUUUAGUGCAGAGCUGGGUGACAGCGUGCCUUCGCACACACUCUGGGCAACACUUGCCACACGGCUGGCCAGCAGAGGCUUUGCAGGAAGCGAUACGGAGAGGCCGGGAACGGAUGACGACGCCGCAAGCAGUCAACAAGUCGUGAAAGCUGACAGAAACUCUCUGGAGGGCCAGGCAGACGUUAUACGUCAUAUGCUCCUCGAAUUCCUCAAGGUCAACUUUGCGAAGAGGGCUCCCUUCGCAGUUCAGUGGCUGACAGAAGAGUGGUAUUGUGACUUGCAGCGUAAGAAGAAAGGCAAAGAACUUCGUUAUGCCCAUUGGCUCCGGCAAGUCGUGGCGAAUGCUUUGCUCUCAAUCGACAGCAAAGACAAGUCUUUGUUCUCCUUCCUCGCCGAGCUGCCUAGUAUACCCGACGGAGUCAUAGAGCAGAUCGGCGCUCUUUGUCACGACAAGUCAACAAUGGCAGUCGGCUUUACUAGUCUCAAAGAUCUGGCCCUGGCAAGACCGCCAAGUCGCGCCAAGUCGGUCGAGAUCCUUCUCGAUCUCGCCCGCAGCGAAGAGAAGGGCCUGCGAGCACCGGCAAUCAUAUCCGUUCGGGGAUGGGUUGGUCAGGGCGGCCCAUUGGAGAAGAUCGUAUUGGACUCAGCAAUUGCUUCACUGCAGCGGCUGACCGUACAUAGCGACAAGGCUAGUGCGGGCGCUCAGGAGACUAAGCCUGACGCUAAUGGUAGCCAGUUGGACCUACAGAAGGGACAGGACCCAAUCAAGGACCAUAGCUUCCAACUUUCAGACGAAAGCCAAGUGCUGCAAUUUGUAGAGCUGCCUUUCGCCCUGAGCGUAAAGAUGCCAGACAUGCUCGACAACGUCUUCUCCAUCUAUCCGUCAAUGCCUGCGGAAGUGCAGAAGGCCGUACGACAGCACAUUGCCGCUCUCAUUCGCUCCUUGGGUCCCAACAAUCCAAAGUUGCUGCAGUUGCUGAGGUCGUUCCCUGCUGGCUCGGAUACAUUAGCUCUUAGCGUCUUUACGGUUAUGGCUGAGAAAGGAAGAACGCAGGCACUCGUCUCGGCCGUGAAAGAGGUGAUCAACGAACGGGAGGUUGAUCCGCACUUCUUGAUUCCGAUGCUGCCGACUCUGACCAAGGCCGAGAUCAUGAAGCAUCUUCCACGCGCAGUCACCAUCCUAAACAGCAAGACGGCAGAAGAUCGUGAGCAACUCAAGUCCCUCUUUGCCUCCAUUGUCACGAAGCCGGCCCAAGGCUUUGGUAGUGUGUCGACCAACUUGCCGCGUGUGCGAGACUCGGAGAUGCUCACUCCCGUGGAAUUGAUGGGCCUCCUACACUCUGCGGAGAAAGAGAUCGGCUUGAAGACGACGGUAGAUGCUAUCCGUAUCUGCUUCUCUAUGGCAGACAUCUUCCGCUCGGAAGUCUUGGCGGCGGCUCUGAAUCAGCUCAUCGAGGAGCAAGAUCUGCCGGUCCUGUUCAUGAGGACGACGAUCAUGGCUGUCUCUAGCUACAAGUCUCUGGCUGGGUAUGUGAGCAGCAACUUGCUCUCUCGACUGAUCGUCAAGAAGAUCUGGCAGAACAAGCUGCUCUGGGACGGAUUCAUCUUGUGCGUGGAGCAGACUGCUCCUGGAUCUUUCGCUGCCUUGCUGCAACUGCCGCAAGAGCAGUUGGUGGACGUGAUUCAGCGUAAACCAGCUCUAAAGGAUGGACUGCGGGCGCAUUUGGAAAAAAAGGUUGGUAACAACAAGACGAAGCUGGCUGCGUAUAUGGAGUUAUUGGACGGUGCUGGGGGACCGGGAGGGUCGGCUACUCCGGUCUCUACGCCGGGUACACCUCAACAUGCUUCCGCUACUUCGUAGGCAGGUGUGGUAGUGACGAGAGGCGCCCGCAAGCGGGCGCGGGAAGCGGGAUGUAAUGCAAUGCAUGUACUAGUACUUUUUCAAACUCAAACAGGAGGCUUGUGCAGCAAUCGACCAAUGUGAACAUGAAA
This is a messenger RNA of Microstroma glucosiphilum, 3748 nucleotides long. RefSeq lists its product as hypothetical. The record is from RefSeq and is a predicted model, not a curated record. Lineage: Eukaryota; Fungi; Basidiomycota; Exobasidiomycetes; Microstromatales; Microstromataceae. The transcript is spliced from 4 exons. Bases 81 to 3617 code for a protein of 1178 amino acids. Gene Ontology annotation, cellular component: mRNA cleavage and polyadenylation specificity factor complex.